Cordyceps fumosorosea ARSEF 2679 is the source of this 519-nucleotide messenger RNA. RefSeq names its product Peptidase S26B, eukaryotic signal peptidase. The coding region runs from base 1 to 519 and encodes 172 amino acids. Gene Ontology annotation, molecular function: serine-type endopeptidase activity. Gene Ontology annotation, cellular component: membrane; signal peptidase complex. Lineage: Eukaryota; Fungi; Ascomycota; Sordariomycetes; Hypocreales; Cordycipitaceae. The transcript is spliced from 3 exons. The record is from RefSeq and is a predicted model, not a curated record.
AUGCUUUCUAGCCUCGGGAAUCCGCGCCAGGCGGCCGCGCAGGUGCUCAACUUUGCCCUGAUUCUAUCGUCAGCGUUUAUGAUGUGGAAAGGUCUUUCUGUUAUCAGCGACUCACCGUCACCCAUCGUCGUCGUCCUCUCAGGUAGCAUGGAGCCGGCUUUCCAGCGUGGCGAUUUGCUGCUCCUCUGGAACCGCAACCUACUCACGGAGACGGCCGUGGGCGAGGUCGUCGUCUACAACGUCAAGGGCAAAGAUAUUCCCAUUGUGCACCGAGUCGUGCGCAAGUUUGGGACUGGGGAUAAGGCGCAGCUUCUCACCAAAGGCGACAACAAUGCGGGCGACGAUACCGAAUUAUACGCCCGCGGGCAAGACUACCUCGAGCGUCAAGAUAUCAUUGGCAGCGUUGUCGGCUACGUCCCGUUUGUCGGUUAUGUGACUAUUAUGCUGUCGGAACACCCAUGGAUGAAGACGGCUAUGCUGGGCAUCAUGGGUCUCUUGGUCGUUUUACAAAGAGAAUAA